Molecule: messenger RNA, 2795 nt
Organism: Closterium sp. NIES-67
Lineage: Eukaryota; Viridiplantae; Streptophyta; Zygnematophyceae; Desmidiales; Closteriaceae
Source: the annotation of a GenBank genome assembly
UCACACAAACCUGUUUGGAGGUAGGAGUGGUGCUGCUGGGGUUCCUUCCCUGGUGACACCCUAGAACUUGGAGAGUUUGUCAACUACCAUACUAGGAACCUGUAAUUAGAUAUAUUUCUCAGUGACUCCCCCGAUUGCGCUCUCAAACCGGCUCUCCGAUCAGAAUCUCCUGAGACGUUUCGUCUGACAUAGUAACUUCGGUUGUAGCCUUUUUUUUUCCCGUCGUGGUCGGUAGAACGGUAUUUCAGUGGUUGAAGCAAUCCUUCUCAACCUUCUUGGCCUUCCAUGGCGGCGCCAUUCUUCCAACAGAUCCGCGUAGAUUCCGGCGAUUAUCAACCCGGCGUUGCGGAAAAUCACCGCAUGAUGCUGAGUCAGCAGCCGUAUCCUCCGCAUCAGCUGCAUCCUCCGCCUUUCCAGGCGCUGGCGCCGCAUCAUCCGCUGAUGUCAGAAAACACGGUUCCUUCGCAAGCCGGCCCGCAGAACACGACGCAAGUAAUGAUGAAUCUAAACCAGUCGAUUGCCAAUCUCACGUCAGGAGGAUGCGGUUUCGUGCCUGGUGUCCCGUCUGGUGCUGCUCCUGGUGCUGCUCCUGGUGAUCUCGGCUUAUCUUCCUCCCCAGGAGCCCUGAUGAACGCCCUCAAUCUGCUUCAGCAAAACAUCGGCGCGCUUCAGUCGCUCAUCCCGCUGAUGGCGCAGCAGCAGCAGCAGCAGCCCGUGGACAGCGCUCACGCCGCGCACCUCAAGCAGCAGCAAGCAGCCGCGUCGGCCGGCGUCGCGUCCGUCAUCUCCCAGCUCGCCCUCGCCGCAGCCAACAUCCUUCCCCAGAUGGGCCUCUCCCCCCCCGCUAAUGUCACACCCUCGACCGCUCCGCCAUCCGCUAUUAUCCCAUCCGUUGGUGUCGCAUCCGGUUACCUUCAGGCCGGGUUCUCCCAGCCCGAAAAUCUCCAAUCCGCCGUCGCGAUACGUCAGCAGCCAUGGCAGCAACAACAACAGUUAAUCCCCGAGCAGCAGCAGCAGCAGCUCACGCAGGGAACUGCAGUCGGAUUCGGCUCCCAUGCUUUUGGCUUUCAAAUGUUGGAAUGUGAGAAGGCUCAGAACCCUGAAGACAGUGCAGGCGCUCAGCUGCACCUGGGGCUUGCUUCCGUGACUCCUGCUGCGCCCGAGUCGCUCAAGAUGCAGCAAGAACAGCAGCAUCACUUUCAGCCGCAGCCGCAGCAGCAGCAGCAGCAGCAGCCGAAGCAGUCGAGCCCCGUCUUUGCGCCAUCGCCCACCGUUUCUCCCGGCGGCGACACGGCAGCCCUACCAGUAGCAAAGUCGCAGCUGCCGCUGAAGCGGAAGAACCCCGACCCCGUGACGUCGCAAGCUGCUUUCGACGCGCCCCUAAACGGCACGCCGGUGACCACCCCAGCUGCCGAUGACGACGACGACGACGGCGAGCCGUUCGCUGAGGGCGAGUUCGACAUCGUUCAGAUGGACCCCGUGGAGCUGCUGGCGGAGCACACCCACUUCUGCGAGAUUUGCGGCAAAGGGUUCAAGCGUGAUGCCAACCUCCGCAUGCACAUGAGGGGCCAUGGCGACGAGUACAAGACGCCCGAAGCCCUCUCCCGCCCCGACAAGACCAACAGCCUCUCCCCAACCGGCGCCGAGAAAGCAGUAAAACCCGUCCGUUACAGCUGUCCGUUUGCUGGGUGCAAGCGCAACCGGCAGCACCGGCGGUUUCUCCCGCUGAAGACGAUGCUGUGUGUGAAGAACCACUACCGGCGCACGCACUGCCCCAAGAUGCUGGCGUGCUCCAAGUGCGGUGCAAAGCGGUUCUCGGUGGUGGCGGACCUGAAGACUCACGAGAAGCACUGCGGGCGCGACCGCUGGCUGUGCUCCUGCGGCACGUCCUUCAGCCGCAAGGACAAGCUCGCCGGCCACCUCGCGCUCUUCAAGGGCCACCGCCCCGCCAACCCCACCCUCACCGUCGUCGACGAUGCUGCUGCUGGGGCGGGUGCUAUUGCUGGGCCGUCUGGUGCGGCGCCGCCUGUUGCAGGAUUCAAGAACCAGCCACAGCAGCAGGGGCAGCGGCGGCAGGCAGCGUUCUUGGCAGUGACUGCAGCCGCUGCUGGGAGGGCUGGGGUUGCCCCAGAAACGAGUGCCGCUGGCAGCAGCUGUGGGGAGGGAGGGGUUGCAGGGGGGCCGGGUGGGGUGCGGGGUGGAGGGCAGGACAGGGAGUGUGCGUUGUCGAGCUUCAACCUGAAUGCCUGCACACAGCCGCAUAAGGGCCCAGAGGAGGAGAGGGAGGUGAUGGUCUACAGCCACCCGUCGGAGCACCAACCGGGGCAGCGGUCUCUCGCGGACCUUGUCACUGCCGACCUGCUGGGCUCAGCUGAGAAGGCUGCCCGCCUGGUGCUGUGAGUGUGCCAUGCCAGUGUGCAGGUGACUGUGACAUGACAAGCCGUGCGCUCUUACCCUGCUGGGUUCAGCUGAGAAGGCAGCACGCCUCGCCUGGCGCUGUGAACCAUCUUCGAGCGGGAUUGCAAACCACAGUGCACAUCACCGCUUGUCUGUGCUACUGCUCGCUUCCCGAUCUGGUGUUUGAUGGCUCGCUAUGUAGAUGGCUCGCACUGUAGAUGGCUUGCACUGUAGAUGGCUCGUGAUCAGUGAAUAAGGACCCAUGUGUUGCUCGCUAACAUCUCUGCCUUGUGUUGUGUGUCCUUACCGGCACUUGUUGUGCCGCUUAUAUAUAGUUGCGUAGUGCCCAUAUAGGGCACAGUGUUGUGUUGCUCUUCUCUAAAGCUGCAUUUUGCCUU